CCGACGUGGGGCAGCGCCGAAGGGAGGCGGGCGCGGUGGGCGCCGCGGGUCCGCUGCCAGCGCCUCCGUCCGGGCGCAGGGGCAGCGCGUGAUUCCUAGUCCCGUGCGCGUUCUCGCGGGAGGCGCCGCUGUCUGCCCCUCCUUGGCGGGGACACUGGUCCCGAGGCGUAGUUGCCGGCCAAGUCCCCCAGCCGUGGGGGUCGACCCCGCCGUUAGCGUGCGACCCCAGGCUUCGCGCCCAGGCCGCGUGGCGUUUCUGGAAUCCACACCGGCCCGGAGGCUCCGGCCCGUGGGUCCAAGGGCCACCGGGACGCGCAGUGAGGACUUGGCCGACCUUGGCCUGGGCCGGGCUGCCUUCGCGGGGGGCGGGGGGCGGGGGGCGCGUCGCUGAGGGCGCGAGGCCUUCCCUCCGGCUGGCGUGACACCCUCGCGCACUUGGCCCGGGCGUCCGCUGGGCACCGCUGGACAAAGUUUCUGUCUGACCCGGGAGUACCGGGCCAAGGCCCUCCGUGGAGCAGAGCGGGUCUGCCGAGAGAGGCCGCGCGUCGGGGCGCGUACACUGCCCCUGCGGAAGGGGCUGCGGUGGCGCCAAGGAAAGAUCUCAUGCUCCCAGGAAUGGCCUGAUAUGAAGGAGUCAUACCUCCAGCUUUCCCAAGCUGCCUUGUGGGUGCCUUGUCCUUCAAGUGCAGGAGCUGGCUGAGCUGUCAGGAAUGGAAGCCAAUGUGACUAUCCCAAUCUGGCAAAACAAGCCACAUGGGGCUGCUCGGAGUGUGGUAAGAAGAAUUGGGACCAAUCUGCCCCUGAAACCUUGUCCCCGGGCAUCCUUUGAGACUCUGCCCAACAUUUCUGACCUGUGUUUGAGAGAUGUACCUCCAGUCCCUACUUUGGCUGACAUUGCCUGGAUUGCUGCAGAUGAAGAGGAGACAUAUGCUCGGGUCAGGAGUGAUACGCGCCCCCUAAGACACACUUGGAAGCCCAGCCCUCUGAUUGUCAUGCAGCGGAAUGCUUCGGUGCCCAAUCUGCGUGGGUCUGAGGAGAGGCUCCUGGCCCUGAAGAAGCCAGGCCUACCUGCCCUAAGCCGCACCACUGAGCUGCAGGAUGAACUAAGCCACUUGCGCAGCCAGAUUGCUAAAAUAGUGGCAGCAGAUGCAGCUUCGUCUUCAUUAACGCCAGAUUUCUUAUCUCCAGGAAGUUCAAAUGUCUCUUCUCCUUUACCUUGCUUUGGAUCCUCAUUCCACUCUACAACUUCCUUUGUCAUUAGUGACAUCACUGAGGAGACUGAGGGGGAGGUCUCUGAGCUUCCAACAAUCCCCCUGCUUUGUUCUGCCAGCCCUGAAUGUUGCAAACCAGAACACAAAGCUACCUGCAGUUCAUCUGAAGAGGAUGACUGCAUCUCCCUGUCUAAGGCCAGCAGCUUUGCAGACAUGAUGGGCAUCCUGAAGGAUUUUCACCGGAUCAAACAGAGCCAAGACCUAAGCCGGAGUUUACUGAAGGAAGAAGACCCUGCUGUGCUUAUCUCCGAGGUCCUUAGGAGGAAGUUUGCUCUGAAGGAAGAAGACAUUAGUAGAAAAGGAAACUGACAGCACUGACUGCAACCUCAGUCUCAUGCUCCUGACUCCUUCAAUAGCUGCCUUCCUCGCUGCAGAUGUCUCUGCCUCCGUUAGAAGUCUGCAAGUGUCUUGCCAACGAGCUAGGGCUUGGGCUGGAAGAGAAGAGCUGGAUUAUGUGUUACUUGCACUUAAACCUUGACUGAAGCUAAGGUUUGUGGUUUGAGUUUAGGCAUUUGUUACAGGUAAUCAAUCGGGUAGGGUGGAAUGUCUGUUUAAGAGGUGAAGUUUCUUGUUUUUCCUAGUCUCUGCGUGAAAAUAGGCCCUAAAUGAAUGACUCAGUUCACUGCAUUAGACUCCAUAAUUGGUCUACUGGACACUUUGUGCACAGCUGUCACUCUCAGCAGCAGCUUCCUUUCAGCACUACAAGGUUAAGGGGGAGUGGCUGUUUAUGUUCACAGGGACGAUCUUAUGCUGCUCCAUCAGAACCCACACCAGUGCCCAGCAGUCACCUUUUCCUCUAGCUAUGGCAGUCAGGCCACUGAACCAGCCAAUACUUGGCUGCUGCAGGGAGGCCUGGGCUAUUUUUUUCUUAAACAUUUUAUAAAACUACAACCAGAUCUACCCUCCAGGGCCUCAGCAGUUCUACUGAGUGAAAUUAUUUUCUUCCAUGGACUUAAGUCUGGGAAGGAGAAUUGGGGAGAGAAAAGAGCAUACUAUCCUUCUAAGACAAUAACCGAUUUCUCUGGGUUGGGCCAAGAUUUUAUUUUCUGCAUCGUGCAUGACUCAGGUGCCCUCAGGGCCCUUUUCUCUAAGAAUACUGUGUGUCUGAGUUGAAGUACUACCUGACAUUAAAUGAAGGAUUUGGAGAAAUGGUGCAUUUUCUUUAUCUAUCACUGAGUUUUGACCACAGUGGCCUUUGGGGAGGACUCCUGUUAAUUGUAAGUUAUGUGAGCUUAAACAGGCUCCUUACUUUCUUGCCUUUAGGACAGUGUUUCUCAACCUUCCUAAUGCUGUGUCCCUUUAAUACAGUUCUUCAUGUUGUGGUGACCCCCCCACCAUAAAAUUAUUCUGUUGCUAUUUUAUACUGUAA
Messenger RNA from Microtus oregoni (creeping vole), 2640 nucleotides. RefSeq names its product mitochondrial fission regulator 1 like (gene Mtfr1l). Gene Ontology annotation, cellular component: mitochondrion. The transcript has 7 exons. The record is from RefSeq and is a predicted model, not a curated record. The coding region runs from base 711 to 1580 and encodes 289 amino acids. Gene Ontology annotation, biological process: aerobic respiration; mitochondrial fission. Lineage: Eukaryota; Metazoa; Chordata; Mammalia; Rodentia; Cricetidae.